Branchiostoma belcheri (Belcher's lancelet) is the source of this 1381-nucleotide messenger RNA. RefSeq lists its product as uncharacterized. Bases 83 to 721 code for a protein of 212 amino acids. The record is from RefSeq and is a predicted model, not a curated record. Gene Ontology annotation, biological process: double-strand break repair via nonhomologous end joining. The transcript has 7 exons. Gene Ontology annotation, molecular function: molecular adaptor activity. Gene Ontology annotation, cellular component: nucleus; site of double-strand break; nonhomologous end joining complex. Lineage: Eukaryota; Metazoa; Chordata; Leptocardii; Amphioxiformes; Branchiostomatidae.
AGUUGAAAAUUUUUGGCCAUACCUCAGGGACGGAUCCCUUAGUUUCCUAAAUUUUGUUGGGGCCGGGAGACACUCACUCAAGAUGAGUUCGGUGUCGGAAUUGGUUGGUGAUGGCAGGUGUGCACAGCUGCAGCAGGUUGUGGACUGUGCAGCCGGCAGGUUCGUCUGCUUCACCAGGUGCACAGCUGCAGCCUGGAGCAUCAGUGUGACUGAUGGGGUUGAUGUGUGGAUAUGGCAGGCUGGGCAGGCAGAACUGGACGCUCAUAGGGAUGUUGCUGAGCUGUCCAGUUUUGAAGCAUACUUUUCCAGGUUCAGAACGGCAUUCCUGGCAGGAGAGGUCAGUAUAUCAGGGACAGGUCACAGGUUGCAGUGCACCCUGGGAAAGGGCAGCUCGACCUUGACCUACGACCUAUAUGAGGCAACAGCCAGUGAGAGGAAAGAAGAGCUGAAACACAUCUUGUUUAGACUGGCUGAUAAAGUUACAGAGUUGGACCAGAAACUGGCAGACUCCACUGUCAGGUUGGAUGCAUUGCGGCAGAACCAUCCAGAGCGCCAGGUUGGGGGGAAGGGUGGUGCUGGAUUCGAUUUGGAUAUGCAGAGAAACAGAGGACCUGCUGCUAAAGUCAGGAGAAAGGAGGGAUACAGCAUACUCAACCCAGAGAGUAAAAGGGUGAAGGCCCCUCGUGGAGUACACUUUGACGAUGAGGAAGACAGCAGUUAGACCUUUGGUUUACUAGUCCCUGACAUAUAUCAUCACCGAUCAGGUCUGCUGCUUGAACAUUCACAUGUUGGAACAUACAUAAUAAUAGUUCUUCUCAUCAGAUUUCAACUGACUGAACUUGUUGACCGAUCAACUAUUUUGUACAUGCAGAUAUAAAAUAAAAAUCACUUAAUGAAAUACAAUCUGGGGUGCCCCAAGGCAUAAUUUUGGGUCCACUGUUGUUGUAGAUAAAUGAUGUUUUAGCUAAUAAAACUGGUGUGUUACUGGUUAUGUGAAACAAAGAGGCUGUUUCCCAUCAGAUUUCAACUGACUGAACUUGUUAACUGAUCAACUAUUUUGUACAUACAGAUAUAGAAUAACAAUCACAUAAUGAAAUGUCUACAUGAUGUGAACACUAAAUGAAAUACAAUCUGGGGUGCCCCAAGGCAUAAUUUUGGGUCCACUGUAGUUGUAGGUAAAUGAUGUUUUAGCUAAUAAAACUGGUGUGUUACUGGUUAUGUGAAACAAACAAAGAGGCUGUUUCCCAUCAGAUUUCAACUGACUGAACUUGUUGACUGAUCAUCUAUUUUGUACAUAAAGAUAUAGAUAACAAUCACAUAAUGAAAUGUCUACAUGAUGUGAACACUAAAUGAAAUACUGUUACAUGUAUACAAUCUAGGG